This is a messenger RNA of Haliotis rubra (blacklip abalone), 3129 nucleotides long. Its product is annotated as cytochrome P450 3A28-like. The transcript has 15 exons. Lineage: Eukaryota; Metazoa; Mollusca; Gastropoda; Lepetellida; Haliotidae. Bases 269 to 1783 code for a protein of 504 amino acids. Gene Ontology annotation, molecular function: steroid hydroxylase activity; iron ion binding; oxidoreductase activity, acting on paired donors, with incorporation or reduction of molecular oxygen. The record is from RefSeq and is a predicted model, not a curated record.
CAGAGAAUUAUACGUGUUCUUUUCAACUAUGUAUUUAAUCGACAAACAAUGUUUACCCCAGUUCUGGUCGUAUCCCAGUUCUGGUCGCUACACGCGUCUAUUUUGUAUCCAGAGUUAGCAAAUACAACUGUGAGUAAAGGUCACCCACGUUUACAUUCAGCACUGUAAAACUGACACGACCCCAUUUCGGAACAAGUAGGAAACGUGAUAUAUUGUUUGCUUGUUCUGUGUUAUUAGAGCAUUUCGCCUUUCCAGUCGUCAUAUCGACAUGGAGAUCUUGGGGCUUGUGGACGUGCCGCUGUAUCUCCUACUGUGCUUGGCGGCCACAGUGCUGAUCUACAUAUAUGGAACAUGGAACUACAAUUACUUCAAGAAACAAGGCAUCCCGGGGCCAGCACCAACGUGUUGUAUUGGAAACACUGGUCCGAAUUUCGGACAUGAUCUGUACGCCUGGAGUAAGCGAUAUGGAGGUGUUUUUGGAAUCUUCCUGGGAAGGACUCCCACCUAUAUUAUUGCUGAUCUGGAAAUUCUGAAAGAGGUUAUGGUCAAGAGUUUUGACAAUUUCAGAAACCGGAUGAUAUUUUCAUCACCCUACCCCUUAAAUUUAGCUGUGAGUUUCUUGGAAGAUGCUGCGUGGAAGAGAGUGAGAAAUACCAUCACCCCUUCCUUCACUGGUGUCAAACUGAAGCGGAUGUGUGGAGCCAUCAACGAUUGUGCAAGGACACUUACAAAAAACUUCUCCAACAAUAUGGAGAAAAACGCUGGGGUCAAUAUAAAACAAUACUUUGGAGCUUUCUCUAUGGAUGCCAUUUGCCAAACUGCCUUUGGGAUAAAGAUUGAUUCGCAAACAGAUUUCAACCACCCGUUUGUCGUUCAUGCUAAGACGUUAUUACGACCAUCAAAACUUGCAUUGGCAUGCUUAGCAUUGUCAGAUGCUAUCCCAGCACUUGAACCAGUCUUCAAUAAGCUCAGCCUUGGAAUCUUUCCACGAAAACCCGUUGCCUUCUUUGAGACGAUCACGGGUGAAAUGAUGAAACAGCGUCGAAAUGAUAAAACACACCACCAAGAGGGAACAGACUUCCUGCAAAUGAUGAUGGAUGCUUCGAUAGAAGAAGGAAAAGACGACAAAAGCGCUGAUGGUCAAACGGUCAAACAUUCAAUCAGGCAUCUAUCUACGGACGAAAUAGUUGCUCAGUGCAUAGUGUUUUUUAUCGCUGGGUACGAAACUACCGCGUCCACCCUUACCUUCAUAUCUUACAACCUGGCCAUGAACCCGGAUGUACAGGAGAAGGCUUACAAUGAAGUCAAAGAAAUGUUGGGAAAUGAGGAACCAAACUAUGACAACAUUGGGAAACUGAAGUAUCUGGACAACGUGAUCACAGAGACGCUCAGGCUCUACCCGCCGGCUUAUGUAAUUGACCGAACUGUUUCUGAGACCACUCAAAUCAAGGGCCUAACUUUCUCUAAGGGUCAAAAUGUCUUCAUUCCUGUGAUGGCUAUACACAGAAAUCCUGAGCUCUACGAUGAUCCUGAAUCCUUCAAGCCAGAAAGGUUUGAAGAUCAAGACAAAACUAUUGCCUUCCAAGCUUUCGGAUUUGGCCCCAGGGCCUGCAUUGGGAUGCGACUGGCUCUUGUUGAAGUUAAAGUAGCCUUGGUCAAUGUUCUGAGGGCCGUGAAGUUUGAUCGAAUGCCCGACACACCGGAAGUAUUGACGUUUGCUCAGAAUCCAACCAUUCUUGAAACAGACAAGGACAUCAUACUGAAAGUGUCUCCAAGAUGUUGAAAACGGCGACAAUGCAACAUUAGUUCAAAGAAUGUAUCUGUAUCUCCAAAUUGUGUACAAACCUUGACUUCUUAUAAGUUUGUAUCAAACGAGAAGCAUUUCACUUCCAUGAUGAAUUUUCAGCAUGAAAGUGUUUUCCGGGAGAAUGAAACACUUGAAAUAUGUCCAUGCUAAAAUUGUAAUUGUGGCACAUCUGCAUUGCCUUUAAAUCUUGUUUUCUUCACAGUUAUCCGAUGUGCUAUUAGACACCCUGCCUGUGAGACACUCACUCCGUAAAGUGAGUGGCAUUGGUACAACCCGGCUCUGUAUUCAAAUUUUAACGCAACUCUUUUCGCAAGUUAUGAUGAAGGUCUUAGAUGUUUAUUACCUUGGUAAAACAAGACCAGGUAUAACAUUUACAAAAUGAGAAACAUAUCCAGAGACAAUCUUGUAUUAGGACCCUCAACUACAAUUGUAUUUGGCGUGAAUUUGGGGCGCAGUUUGUACAAUAUUGACUCGGGUCUCAUGCCCCCGAUAUCAGUUUUCAGUCUUGUUUAUGAUAUUCGUUUUCUUUGUCCGUAAGUUAUUGAAAGGCUGUUUCAUUUACUAACAUUAUCAAAUAAUGAGUCAUGUAAUAAUUACAGCUAGUUAUGUUUUAUUGUGCUUCUAAAAUAUAGCAUCUUAUAUGCAUUAUCCCAUAGCAAUGUGACACAUCAGUGGUUCAGAAAUGACUUGUGUCUUAUUAUUCUCAAACACUCUACCUGCUGGGCUAUGUGUAAGUGACACACGUUUUACAAUAGGAAAAUAAAGGCAAAAUAAUGUAAUCUAGAAUUGUUGAUAGAAUAAGGCUACAAAUGUUGGACAAGUUACAAGGUGGGAUUCCAGGUUAGAAUGGUUCCCAGCAACCUAUACAGGUGGUAGGAGAUGACCAUGUACACCGUUUGGUCAGGCUUGGGGACAUUGUUGAUUGUGUGUCGUUGUACCACGCCAUAGCAGAUCUUUGAUCACAAUACCGGACAUGUCCUGGAUCGAUUAUUACAGCUUGCAGUCAUAUAUAGCUGGGAUACUGCUCACUUAGGCGCUCCACAAGAAACAAACAUUAUUAUAUCACCCUGCUAUCAGAAUUUACAUACACUUAACAAAGCAGUGUAAACAAAGCAGUGGUAAUUCUUUUAUAACUGAAUACUAAACCCAGCUCAGGCAUUCAUUGACAUAACAAGAAUAGAGGCUACCAACUGUAAUGAACAGUAAGAUCUUGAAAAUUACAGAGUGUCGGAUAAUGCUCCCAGAAUAUAUUUGCUUGGAACCUGCUAAAGUUUAACCUGUAAAGAUUCAAUGCAGAACAAAUAAAUCACAUUUGAAAAUAU